UCUAGCGACGUGGAUCUCAAGCGGCUGGAAAGUGGCCGCGAGAGCAUAGUAGAAACCUGGCAGCGGUUUAGAGAACAUCAUCAUGAGAACUCGUCUGCGAACUCCAGCCUGGGCUUCCAGGAGGUACCGAAUAUCAACACGCUGAGGGAAAUCGUGGGUAAUGCUCAGGUGGAAUGGGAGACUAAGAGGGGGAAGGGUUUUGGCAAGGUCAAGAGCUAUGUGUCAGAUUUCCUAGAAUCGAUGAACGACCACUCUUAUCUGUUCAAGUUCAUUCCCGCUGGAGACAAAUACAUCAGCCUCAUCACUGGGGUUGUGUCGUCGGUUGUCAAGACUUGUGUCAAUUACAAGCGGAUUGCCGAGGGGUUCUUUUCGGCCUUGGUCGACCUCAGUGGCGAUUUAAGACUGGUGCAGAAGAAGACCGAUAUCUGGGACAGCCCGGAUAUAAGACGGCUAGUGGUAGACUACUACGUGAUGGUCUUCCAAUUUCUCUGUAGCGCAAUGUCUUGGUUCAGUCGACCGCUACAUCGAUAUCGGUCAAUGAUCGAUAAGAACUUCUUUGAUAAUGAAGUCAAAGGUUUGGUCGACGGGAUGAAGGCGACGGUGGCACGAAUCCGUGACGAAGCAGCACACCUCACAGAAAGGCAAGUCCAACAAAUCAAAGAUGGAGUAGACCGUGUUUUAGAUUCCCUCAGUCCACGAACAAAUGAUGCUGCCGGCAGAUUCUUGCACCUUCAGAUUGUGGGUAGUGGGAGCCGGGACGACGACCAGGGGACGAUCGAGGGGAAACUUCAUCACUUCGGUCAGCUCGUGGGAACAUGCUCAAUAAAAGCCUUGCAAGACGUUGAAGCAAAUUUUGAAAACGAUGAGACUUGGACGCGCUAUGACAUCCAGAAGACCACGCUCUCGCUUUCAACGUACACGGAGGAUGGCAGGGAGGAGAUUGCCAAUGCGCUCCGGGGGAUCUCUAUGCCACUGCUACCACAGGAGGUUUUGGAUGCCAUCCGGCGAUGGAUCGGAAGCCCACAAUCUCGUAUGAUUUGGAUUGAGGGCUUGCCAUCGUACUCCUAUGGGUCAAACCUGUCCCUGACGGCAAUGCAGCUUUGCACGAUCAGCAUGCGUGCACAGAUCCCCUGCGUGUCCUUCUUUUGCAAACCCAGCUACAAGUUUUCCUCAGGACCACACGCAUCUCUCGCCAAACAGGAGGCCUCUGUUGUAGCGUUGCUGUACUCCGUAACCGCUCAGCUUGCGCGUCUCAUCCCAGCCGACUUUCAGGGUUGUCCGGAUCUCUACCAGCAGCAAUUUCAACUGCUCGAUGGGAGUAUUGGAAGUGCUUCCAUUGCACUGCGGAUUAUUCAGGAUCUUCUGAUGCAUGUGCCACCGUCCAUUAUAUGGAUAAUUGAUGGUAUUCAACUGGCAGAAAGCAGUAGCACCAUUGAAAUUCUGGACGAGUUUGUGGCCAUGCUACGCGAUCAAGAGAAUCGCCGGACCUCCAAAGUGUGCUUUACCACAGACGGGAACAGUCAUGUUUUGCUACCAGCCAUCAGGGUGGAUGAACGAGUGGAUGCCUCUCGUAUGGCUCUGGCAGGGCAGCAUCUGCCGGGAGGUGGUGAUAUCUUUACAGAGUUGAAUCGUUGGUAA
Molecule: messenger RNA, 1638 nt
Organism: Aspergillus campestris IBT 28561
Lineage: Eukaryota; Fungi; Ascomycota; Eurotiomycetes; Eurotiales; Aspergillaceae
Exons: 3
Source: RefSeq, a predicted model, not a curated record